Molecule: messenger RNA, 1471 nt
Organism: Megalops cyprinoides (Indo-Pacific tarpon)
Lineage: Eukaryota; Metazoa; Chordata; Actinopteri; Elopiformes; Megalopidae
Gene: etnk2
Product: ethanolamine kinase 2
Exons: 8
Coding region: 331-1413 (360 amino acids)
Biological process (GO): phosphatidylethanolamine biosynthetic process
Cellular component (GO): cytoplasm
Molecular function (GO): ethanolamine kinase activity
Source: RefSeq, a predicted model, not a curated record
GCAGAAGGAAGCCUCCGCUAGUAACCACUGAAAGUCUCUGAAGUCGGCUGGCCAGCUAGGAAGAUUUUUCCAGCAGCAUCCGCGCAUCUGCAUAACUGAGCCGGCUAGGUUGCUUGUUAGAUACGUAGGUAACUGUCGAUAAACCCCUGAUAUCGAGUCUGUGUCCGUUUGUGAAUGUUUAUCGUAGUUAACAAGCUAUUUUGUUAUUUGGCGAGCUAACUAACUAACCAGCCCUAUCCUGAGCAACGUCUGUAUUUGCAUGCUGCAUAGCUCAGAAAUCUCUGGCAGAAAUUCGUAAAAGAUAAAAAUCACUAAGCUAGCUAGCUAAAUAUGGAGACGGAGAUCCACGUGCCGGUAGGUUCGCCGGCAAUCCGAAAAUUCCCCAUUUUUGUGGAUGAACAUAACGUCACAGCCGGCGCAAUGAAACUCAUGAAAGAGCUCCGACCGGCAUGGGACAUCAACCUUGUUAAAACCAAGCUCUUCACAGAUGGGACCACCAACAAGCUGGUGGGCUGCUACGUGGAGGAGACCCCGGAGGACGUGGUGCUUGUGCGGGUGUACGGCAACAAGACGGAGCUGAUAGUGGACAGGGACAACGAGCUGAAGAGCUUCCAGGUGCUCCACGCCAACGGCUGCGCCCCUCGCCUCUACUGCACCUUCCAGAACGGCAUCUGCUACGAGUUCAUGCAGGGGGAUGCCCUCGGCACCCAGGACGUGAGGGACCCCGUACUCCUCAGGCUGAUUGCGAGGGAGAUGGCCCGCAUCCACGCCAUCCACGCUCACAAUGGCUGCAUCCCCAAGCCCAACCUGUGGAUCAAGAUGCGCAAGUACUUCAGCUUGGUCGCCACUGAAUUCACUGACCAGGCCUCCAACACCAGAAUUCAACAGGAAGUACCAAGCCAGGAAGUGUUAGAACAGGAAAUGGCUUGGAUGAAGGAACACCUGUCCCAGCUGGGCUCUCCUGUAGUGCUUUGUCACAAUGAUCUACUGUGCAAGAACAUUAUCCACAACAUAAAAGAAGGCCACGUUCGGUUCAUCGACUACGAGUACUCCAGUUACAACUACCAGGCAUUUGAUAUCGGGAAUCACUUCAAUGAGUUUGCAGGUAUGAGCGAGCCAGACUAUGACCUUUACCCCAGCAGGGAGAUGCAGCUGGAAUGGCUGCACACCUACCUCCAGGCCUACAAGCUCUUCACCAAGAAGGGCGAGGAGGUCAGCGAGCGCGAGCUGGAGACGCUCUACGUCCAGGUCAACAAGUUUGCACUGGCAUCUCAUUUCUUCUGGGGCUUCUGGGCUCUCAUUCAGGCCAAGUACUCCACCAUCGACUUUGACUUCCUCGGGUAUGCGGUCCUGCGCUUCAACCAGUACUUCAAGACCAAGCCGGCCGUCAUGGCCCUCAAGAUCCCCGAAUGAGCGGACCGGAACCACGCAGGAGUCUGGCUCCAUCACUGACUCUUUGACCCUGAUAGCA